Messenger RNA from Plodia interpunctella (Indianmeal moth), 2369 nucleotides. It is a transcript of the gene Oat, whose product is annotated as Ornithine aminotransferase precursor. Lineage: Eukaryota; Metazoa; Arthropoda; Insecta; Lepidoptera; Pyralidae. The record is from RefSeq and is a predicted model, not a curated record. Gene Ontology annotation, cellular component: cytoplasm. The transcript has 10 exons. Gene Ontology annotation, molecular function: L-ornithine transaminase activity; pyridoxal phosphate binding; identical protein binding. Bases 242 to 1465 code for a protein of 407 amino acids.
AGAAUAUUGUCUCCGUUGCAGUUUAUUUUGCAUAAUUGAUAAAAAACAAAUAUAAAUUCAAUUAUUCCAUUGAAGUAACUACUUGAUCACAAUUAAUUGUUAAUCUUAAUGAGUUUAAUGUCUCUAUGUCAAGAUAAAAUUCAUUCAUUUAUGAUGUUUGUCUUCAACCUCUUCAGCCAACGUAUAAAAGACAGAUUCAUUUUAUUUUCUAAUCAUUUGCAUACGCCUUAGCUGCAAAAAAAUGCCGGAACAAACACUCAGCUCGCAAGAGAUCUUCGCCCUCGAAGAUAAGUAUGGGUGUCGGAACUACGCGCCUGUUAAAGCUGCCCUUUCCAGAGGCGAAGGUGUGUUUGUAUGGGAUGUGGAAGGAAAGAAAUACUUCGACUUCUUGAGCGCGUACUCCGCCGUGAACCAGGGCCACUGUCACCCGAGGAUCGUGGCUGCGUUGAAGCAGCAGGCGGAGAAACUCACUUUGGUUUCCAGAGCCUUCUAUUCCGACCAGCUGGGUCUGUACGAGAAGUUCAUGACGGAACUGCUGGGGUACGACCGCCUGUUGCCCAUGAACACUGGGGUGGAAGGCGGCGAGAGUGCCUGCAAGAUCGCGCGCAAGUGGGGCUACAAGGUCAAGAAGAUCCCGGACAACCAAGCCAAGAUUGUGUUCGCGGCCGGCAACUUUUGGGGCCGCACUCUGUCCGCUUGCUCGUCUUCCUCGGAUCCCAGCUGCUAUGAGGGAUUCGGGCCUUUCAUGCCAGGGUUCAAACUCAUCCCUUACAAUGACGUCCAGGCUUUGGAGACAGCCUUACAAGACCCAACAGUGGCUGCGUUCUUCGUGGAGCCAGUGCAAGGCGAAGCGGGCGUCAUCAUCCCUGACAAGGGCUACCUGAAGAAGGUCCGCGAGCUCUGCACCAAGUAUAACGUGCUAUGGAUCGACGACGAAGUGCAAGCUGGAUUAGGUCGUACUGGCAAGAUGCUGGCAGUAGACCACGAGGGUGUGAAGCCGGACAUAGUGAUCCUCGGCAAGGCGCUCAGCGGCGGCAUGCUGCCCGUCUCUGCGGUGCUCACCAGUCACGAGAUCAUGGGCGUGAUCACCCCUGGAACGCAUGGGUCAACGUACGGUGGAAAUCCUUUGGCUUGUGCAGUUGCCAUGGAAGCUAUGAAGGUACUUCUUGAAGAGAAACUGUGUGAGAAAGCGGCCAAGUUGGAGUUGGUCCUUCGCGAGGAACUGGAGAAGAUCCCGAGAAAGAAGAUCACGGCCAUCAGGGGCAAGGGGCUAAUGUUCGCCAUCGACGUCGACGAUAGCAUUCCGGCUUACGACUUGGUUCUGAAAUUGCGUGAUGCCGGUUUGUUGACUAAGACCACCCACGGACAGACCAUCAGAUUGGCGCCUCCUCUAGUCAUCACUGAGGAACAGCUGCGCCAGGGCGCCGCCAUCAUCCGCGGGGUCUUUGACAAGUUCAACAAAUAAAUAACUCUUAACAGUAUAGUCGUAAAGCUCAGACUCCCUUAUCGUACCCCGCGACGGGUGAAAGGGACAGAAAAAUCAAAUUGUGUCGUGCAGAACUGUUUAUUAAGUGUAGGUACAGUCUGUUAUGAAAGUGAAGUAAACGGAUUUUGAACGAACUACAUUUUUUUUGCCAUUGCAAUAUUAAAUAGAAAGGUCAAGAUUGGUUGAUAAACACAAGUGUUACCAGUCAAUAGGGGACAGCGCCCUCAUUUAUUGUUAUCACUUUUUUGACAGACUGUAUAAUUAUAUGUAAUUAGACGUGAAAUCGAAAAACGUUUACGGUGAAUGUUUUAUGUUCAAGAAGUUUUUGGCUUAUGAACAUAUCAGAGAGGUCAUCUUAAAAGCAGUUUCAUACAACGACUAUUAAACAUAAUUAAUGUGGCAGCUUAUCGCGUCACUGCUUUACGACUGUUACGAGUAAAGUAAUGCAUUUAACCGCUAAAAAUAUCAAAUUCAUCAUUAUAUCUGUGAUCAAAAUGGAAAUAGUGAGCAGACAUUGAAUAAAUUAAAUUUCUAAAAUAUUGUCCUGCUAGUCCACUAGUCAAUUAAAUGAGGAAGUUCGUAAAUUUUCAUCUCGAAAGCGCUAUAUUGUCAUGUAUUAUUACUAGUAUUUAUUUACAAAGAAUAUUGAGCGCAUCCUAUAAAACAUUACUUCGUGAAACUAUUAAAUUCUGACUAUAAGCUUAUAACUAUUAGGUAUAUUUUAUUUCAUAUUUCGGUUUAUCUCCCUUUUUUACUCGAUAAGUUUAUAUUAUAUUUUGUGUAUGAAGGUAUAUGAAGGUAUAUAGGUAAUUUAUCGUUUUACUGCCCUUGAUUUCUCAAUAAAUAUAAAUUUGUGUUUAAAUAAAAUAAAUAUUUUGUGCAA